AUGUUUUUCUCGACCAAGGCCCUCUUCGUAGCCGGCUUCUUGCAAGCUGUCCUCGGCCACAACAUACAGCUCCCUGCCCACGGCCGGGAAUGCUUCCACGAGCAGCUCCACAAGGACGAUGUCAUGACCGUCACCUUCCAGGUUGGCGACAGAGAGUUUGGCAGUGCCGGUAACCUGGACAUCGACUUCUGGAUCACGAACCCUCAGGGCCAGUACGAAACCUUCCAGAAGGACGUCUCCAACGGCGACUACUCCUUCACGGCCAAGCACGACGGAAAGUUCCUCUACUGUUUCGGCAACGAACAUUGGGGAGCAAACAGCAAGGAGGUGUCUUUCAAUGUCCACGGCAUAGUAUACGUCUCAGAAGCCGAUGCUCCUCAGGACCCCCUAGAAGCAGAGAUCAAGAAACUCUCCGAACUAGCCAGCCAGGUCAAGGACGAGCAAGGAUACAUCGUCGUCCGAGAACGCACCCACCGAAACACGGCCGAGAGCACAAAUAGUCGAGUCAAGUGGUGGAAUAUGUUCGUGAUUGGGGUCGUUAUUGGCGAAUCGCUUUUCCAGGUCUGGUGGCUACGGCGAUUCUUUGAGGUCAAGCGUGUAGUUUAG
Molecule: messenger RNA, 606 nt
Organism: Anthostomella pinea
Lineage: Eukaryota; Fungi; Ascomycota; Sordariomycetes; Xylariales; Xylariaceae
Source: the annotation of a GenBank genome assembly